Molecule: messenger RNA, 3127 nt
Organism: Exophiala mesophila
Lineage: Eukaryota; Fungi; Ascomycota; Eurotiomycetes; Chaetothyriales; Herpotrichiellaceae
Exons: 3
Coding region: 182-2872 (896 amino acids)
Biological process (GO): dephosphorylation
Molecular function (GO): phosphatase activity
Source: RefSeq, a predicted model, not a curated record
CAUACUACACCCACCUUCAGUCACUUGGGGAGAUUAUCGAUCGUCAAACAAGUCUCUUUUCUUUAUUCCAAUCCUCACAUCAUAUUCCUCCAUUUGCAGCUAUGGCUUGAUUCACAUCUGUCAGCACAGAGUCACCCUCUAACCGUGGGCAUCUUGUCGAUGGUCCGCUUCAUAAGCCACCAUGGCCAUGGAGCGCACCCGUAUUGCAAAGGUUGAAGAUGUUACCCUGUCUCGUCGCGGUGAUCAAGUGGCUGGUACUCUGCACCUGACGCCUCACCAUCUCAUCUUUGUCCAUACCCCUCCCCCUCCGACCAACACCACCGCACCCACCACCAAACCUCCUCGUCCCCGAGAACUUUGGAUCACCUACCCCAUCAUACAAACAUGUACUCUUCGUAUUAGCCCCUCUGCCUCUAGACAACCCAGCUCCAUCCGAUUACGCUGUCGAGAUUUCACCUUUGCGUGUUUCUAUCUUCACGAUGACCGGAAAGCCAGGGAUGUCUAUGACAGCAUCCGUGCCUGGACCUGCAAAUUGAGCGGCAUAGACAAAUUGUAUGCUUUUAGCUAUCAAUCCCAGGGUCCAGAGAAAGAUGUCUCACCCAGCGGCUGGUCAAUUUAUACCCCUGAAGCCGAGUUCAAGAGGAUGGGCGUGGGGGACCUGAGCCGAAGGCAGCAGUGGAGAGUUUCCAGGUUAAAUCACGAUUAUACGUUCUCCCCGACUUAUCCAUCUACCAUGGUGGUCCCUUCUGCCAUCUCUGACAACACCCUCAAUUACGCAGCUCGAUACAGAUCCCGGGCGAGAAUCCCUGUUCUCACUUACCUCCAUCCUGUCAACGAUUGCUCCAUUACGCGUUGUUCCCAGCCUUUGGUCGGUGUCCGGGGAAACCGAAGUAUCCAAGAUGAAAAGUUACUCGCCGCCAUCUUCAACACCACCCGAUCCGAGAGACCCCUCUCCGCCUACAGCUCUCCAGUCCCCGAACGCGAAGAUUCUGGCUCGGUCAGGGAUGCUCUCGACCCCGGUUGUGCCACCAAUUUGGAUGGUGAUCUUCAGCACACAGACGCCGAGGCUCUGGAGGAUGCGGUUAUCGCUCGCUUAAGAGGUGAUGAAGAGUCCAGCACCGACUCUGACGACAAGAAAUCUCUCGUCUACGGAGCCCAGCAAAGGAACAUGAUCAUCGACGCACGUCCUACGGUCAAUGCUCUAGCUAUGCAGGCUGUGGGGGCCGGUUCUGAAGACAUGAACAACUACAAGUUUGCUACCAAGGCCUACCUCGGAAUCGACAACAUCCAUGUCAUGCGUGAUAGCCUGCAAAAGGUGGUUGAUGCUCUCAAGGACUCGGAUCUUACUCCACUGGGCCCCAACCGUGAAUUGCUUCAAAAGAGUAAUUGGUUGAGACACAUUGCCACGGUUCUGGAUGGCGUGAGUUUGAUCGCGAGACAGGUCGGGCUGCAGCACAGCCAUGUUUUGAUUCAUUGCAGUGACGGCUGGGACAGGACCAGUCAACUGUCAGCCUUGAGCCAGAUAUGUCUGGACCCGUACUAUCGGACUAUUCAAGGAUUCAUCGUCCUGGUGGAGAAGGAUUGGUUGAGUUUCGGGCACAUGUUCAAACAUCGAUCUGGAUUCCUGAGCUCGGAGAAAUGGUUCCAGAUCGAAAAUGAGAGGAUCAGUCGUAACACGGACGAUGCGGAGGGGCGGGAUCCCACCGCCAACAAUGCCAUUAGCGGCGCUCAGAAAAGCCUCGAGAACGCCUUCCUCAGCGCCAAGGGAUUCUUUUCCAAUAGCAAGCACAACGAUUCGAGGGAGUCGAUUGUCGAUUCUGACGCGGAUACCGGUGGUAACUAUGAUUCCGAGUCUCAGCAAGGUCGCCGAAUCGUGACAGGGAAUUCCAAAAAGGAAAAGGAGAAGCUGAUCACCAAGGUCAAGGAAACAGCUCCGAUCUUCCAUCAAUUCCUCGAUGCAACCUAUCAGUUGAUGUAUCAACACCCGACGAGGUUUGAGUUUACAGAAAGAUUUCUUCGACGUCUGCUGUACCACCUUUAUUCGUGUCAGUAUGGCACCUUUUUGCUGGACAGUGAGCGGGAACGAAGAGACGCACGUCUCAAUGAACGUACGAAGAGCGUGUGGGACUAUUUUCUUGCUCGACAGAAGGAGUUUGUCAACCCCAAAUAUGACCCUGUCAUCGACGACAACGUGCGAGGAAGAGAGAGGCUGAUCUUUCCGCGCACGGAUGAGGUGAGAUGGUGGAAUGAACUAUUCGGCCGGACUGACGAUGAAAUGAACGGCAGACCGACGCAUAAACAUGCCGCAAAUGGUGCCGGUGAUGGAGACACAGAUGUGUGGACUUCUGUGGGGACGCAAUCUGCCUCCACAUCCGCGCCCAUGUCUCGAUCGAGGACGCCGGUGUUGGUUGCCGUCGAGAACAGCGAGACUAGCAUCGGAUUGACUGCUUCCCCGGGGAAACACGCGCCCGUGGCAAGGAGCAAAAGCCCCCUCCCCUUGCGUGACUCUCUCGCGUCUACCACCUACCACCCGGAUGAACCAGUGUCCUCUCAGCAGGCAGCAAAUGUUCCAAGUGCUGAGCCGCCAUCCUUUACACAACCGAGUUUCACGUCGAGCCGGAGCAAGGAAGAGGAAUCAGUCGGAGCCACCUUAGCGGAGCCUUCCCCCGGGGUGGAUGACACUGCAGAAACCCCAUCAAGAGUAUUGGAUGUUGAAGCGACGACCGAAAAUGAACAGGUCGCGGUGGAUGCUCUAGCAGAUGACCUUGACCCUCUAGGAAUCGGAGACGUCAAAGAUCAUGUUUCACAGUCCAAACGUGCACAGACAGCACAAGAACGGCGAAAGGAGCAGAUGGAAUUACUGAUGAAGUAGUGCUCAUCCUGGAUCAGGAGCAGAGGCUCCAAGAGCGAGACCAAUGAGCAACGUGACCACGACCGAGUUCAAGGCGAUUCCUGAUAUAGAUUUGUUGAAUUGUUUCUCAAGGCCAGCCAGGGUGCGGGAAAUACCCGAGUACUUUGUAACUCUGCUUAUCAGAAACUUGACGCAUCAAUAUCUCGCACGAAUACACUCAUGUGUUCUACGCAGACAUGCUUGAUGAUCUCAACUGAGGUACUCUCAGUAUCGUAG